Messenger RNA from Ooceraea biroi (clonal raider ant), 5927 nucleotides. RefSeq names its product probable E3 ubiquitin-protein ligase makorin-1. Gene Ontology annotation, biological process: protein polyubiquitination. The record is from RefSeq and is a predicted model, not a curated record. NCBI's taxonomy places the organism in Eukaryota, Metazoa, Arthropoda, Insecta, Hymenoptera, Formicidae. Gene Ontology annotation, molecular function: ubiquitin protein ligase activity; metal ion binding.
GCGUGUUCGAGCAAAGAGGGGCGUAGAGGGCGACUAGGAAGGACGAAUGUGUAUCGUGCAUGUGCGCGCGCGUCUCUCGCACGCUUGCUCCUUCGUUCGCUCGCUCGCUCGUCCGUUGCGCUCGUGUGCGGCGUACACACGUCCCCGAGGUGAGUUUAUUGCGCGACGCGAGCCAAGCGUGUUCUCCUCAUCUCGCACAGGGGUGUAUAUGUGUGUCGUGGGCAACGUAACGCGUCACCGGGUGCCCACCGAAUCCGAUCUGCGGAGCAGCCGCACCGGCCUGUCCGAGGAGGCCUGGACCCGCACCCGCUUCACAUUCGCCGUCUCGGCAGCGAACACGCGCGUGGUCGUCAUCAUCCGUGGGGCUGACCGACGUGUCAUCAUCACGACGGUGGAGGAGGAGCGAGAAAAUGGCCGACAAUUGGACGCAGAGUGUUGUUUGCCGAUACUUCAAGAAUGGCACCUGUCGCGAGGGAAGCAACUGUCGGUAUCGGCAUGUGCAGGCGGCUAGGAACGACACAAGCGUCAACGAGGCGGUGACGGUGUCGACCGGCGGCAGUCCCAGCGGCCCCGCGGGCACCGUUACUUGUCGCUUCUUCAAGCAGGGCAUAUGCAAGUUCGGCGCUCAGUGUCGCUUCCGCCACGCCGCGAGCAACGCGGACAGUGACACUGCGCAGACCAACGCAACGGAGAACUCCAUCUCGGCUCAGCACACAGCAAACUCCUCGAAAAACAAAAAAGCUGGUAGACGUAUCGCUGAGGAGUGGGUGAUGGCGCCCGAAUUCGUACCUACAGCCGUGCCUCCCGUAGCCGGGUCAUCGACAGACGGGACAUCCGCCUCGGGAACGUCCACGAGUACGGCGAUGCCAGUCUCGUAUGCUCAAGCGGUCAAUCCAUCCGGUCAAGCCUCGACGCCCGCUCUGGAACCCCUGUGUCCGUACGCGGAGGCCACCGGGAUCUGUAGGAAUACAAAUUGCACAUAUCUCCACGGUGACAUUUGCGAAUUGUGCAGCCGCGCAGCUCUGCACCCGCACAACGAAGAACUGAGGAAGAAACACACGAAUGCAUGUGUCAAGCAGCACGAGGCGGACAUGGAAUUAUCCUUCGCGAUUCAACGGAGCAAGGAGAAGUCGUGCGGCGUCUGCUUCGAGACGAUAAUGGAAAAAUCCUCGAGAGAACAGAGGUUCGGUAUACUGCCGAACUGCAAUCACUGUUUCUGCCUGACGUGCAUUAGAAAGUGGCGACAAGCCAAGCAGUUUGACAACAAGAUCAUAAGGGCGUGCCCGGAGUGCCGUAUCCCCUCGGACUUCGUCUGUCCCAGCAUGUAUUGGGUGGAUACCAAGGAGGAGAAGGAGAAGCUGAUCAGAGAUUACAAGGGCGCCCUGAGUACCAAGGACUGCAAGUACUUCAACAAGGGUCGCGGCAAGUGUCCGUUCGGUAACAAAUGCUUCUACCUUCACGCACUUCCCGACGGGACUAAGAAAGACGUGGGUCCACCCGUUCGACAGAGGCGCAACACCAGUGAUGCUGGUCUCGACAUUUUGCAGCAACUGAUCUUGUGGGAUUUCCUCGAAGAAAGGGACGAUCGUUGGAUGUAUCUCGAUUUAGAAGAUAUUCCUUUCUUCUCAGAUUCCGACGAUUCCGAUUGGUCCGAUUACGAGCUGCCGUUCGAUUAGGCAGACAAAGCUAGUCGAUCGACGCGAAACUGCCUUGAUACCAUUGUUAUCAUUGCUACUCUGUUGCUUACGUCGAUUACCUACUUCCUUUACCUUUACGCGCGAAUUUAGUACCUAAGAAAAUUGUUAGAUAAUUAGCAAAUAAUUUGAAUGAUUGAAAGACGUUCUAGCUACGUAGAAGAAAAAAAAGUAUAAAAAAAGAGUAAAAAAUAUGCGCACUUACUUUCGUAAACUGAUAAUUCAUAACGUAAACAUUGAGUGUGCUUAGCGUCAGGAUGGUUGGAACACUUCGAUAACUGGCUUCUGUAUCAAUUUUAUUUCUACAUGAAUUGAGAGGGUGAUAGCUUAUUAAAAUACUUAAUAAGUAUCAUUGUAAGGGUUAUUGUAUUGGCAUUUUAGAAUUAUAGUAUAUAUCUUAAUUUGUAUGGAAAUAAGGUGGAGAUUACUUGCAAGUGGCAGAGGAACGUUCCAAUCAUUUUGACGUCGAUACCAUACACUUGGAGUUAUGUAUAAAAUAGUUAUGAGAUCAACAAUUUUACUAAUAACUGCAGCGCGGUAAUCGAAAAAAAAACAAACAUAAGGGGUGAGAAGAGAAACAAGAACGAUAGUGAUGAUCUGAUUGGAUACGCAUCGCAAUUUCGCCCCCCUUGUGCGGCUUGAUCCGAUGCUCCAUUAACUCUGAUGACACGUUCUAGCGACUGUUAUUCAUUCAGUGGUCCAAAUUUCGUCAGUAAAUAAUAGGAUCUACGUAUCGAUAUUUUUCCGAUGUCCCCUUUUUCUCGCAGCGUGUAAUAAUUGUUGGUUUCUUUUUCCACGCUCGACGAUUACUGUUAAGCUAUUCCAUAUUGAUGCAUAAAAUCUGCAGCACACAAUUGUACAUUGAAAUCGAAUCACAAGCGAGUCAAUAAUCAACUUACUGAGUAAACCAGAGGAUAAAAUCGUUCGCAUUUUUUCGGCAAGAUAGAUUUCUCGGAUAUAUAUCGCCAGGUAACAAGAAAAUAGUUGAGAAGUAGUUUUUAUUAUAGCGCUCUUUGUUUUUUCAUUAAGGCUUUCCCUUCGGUUUAAACGUGAGUUAGAUUAGAUUAGAUUUAUCCUAUCCUGUAAUUUCAAGAAAUAUUUGUCACAUACAGCGAUGUCACGUUGUAUGAUGUACGUACGUACUUGUGCAGAAAGUAUGGCAAACAUGCUGACACGUGAGGUUUGAACGAUAUUAUAUAAAUAGUGCAAAUUGCCGUCUAAAUUUUGAUUUCAUCAGGCUUCACUCGAACGUAUGAGAAACAUAAAUAUAAAUAUAAAUAUAAAAUAUAUAUAUAUACACACAUAGGAACUGUAAUAUAAUUUUGUAACUGUAAUAUAAUCUGGCCACGUCAGUCACAAAAAAGUCAGUUGCAGAUCUCGUAAAAAUAUGACAAAACUGUGGCAUACUGCCAAGUGGUAUCAACGAAAUACGUGUUACGUUUAGCGAAAUGAAGUUUUCUUUUACAAGCACAAUAUGUAUAACCGUUACAGAGUGAUAUUACAGUUACAAUAGCAUCCCGUUUAAUUAUUACUCGCCGAAGACAACCACAACAACAACAACAACUACCAUUCACUUGUAAAAUAGGGAAAAACUGGACAACGACCUGUUACUUGCGUGAUCGGUGUGCAUCGUUAGUUCAACUUAUCACUAAACUAGUUCAUAUCGAAGGUACGAUAUACAACUGUCGUCCUACCUCUUGUGCUAUGGCUCCGCGAAAAAUCUUUAAUACAUUUCUUUAAAUUAUUAACACGAUUGUGUAUAGCGUUAUUAUUCGUGAAUUAAUAGAUUACUCCUAAGACCUCUGAAAGCAAGUGUGCAAAGUGAAUGUGAUACACGUAUGAGGGGGAUCACGUCCCUAUGUUUGGUAUUUGUGUACAUGUGUGUGUGUUAAGUGCGCGCGCGUGUGUGUGUGAAAGUAUGGUUAUAUAUAUAUAUAUUAAAAAAAACAAUAUCUACGAGCAAGAGAAACAGACUACCGAUAUGCAUAUGGUGGGAUAAGUAACGAAUGUAAUAAAAGAGAUUGCUUUCCCGUUGAAGUACGCACCUGUAGAUCGAAGAUUCGAGGAGGAACAAUAUUUACACGGGAGUAAAGCACAACGGAGUGGGAUCCACGGCACAGAGCCCAUGCUGGAAAUCGUCGUCGAUAGUUUUUACAUCGUAUCGAUUUAGUUGUAACUAAGUAAAGGCGAGAGGGAAACGCGUUACGACAGCUGUUCUUGCAACAUAGAAUUACGAUAACUACUACGCUUUCUGGAGGGCACAGUAUUCUCUUGUGUAAAAACUUGUGUGAAACUUACGAGAGACCACACACACAUACAACACACACGGGCGAAUAGAAGCAAAGAAACACCAAAGAAAUUACACGUACUCACACGUUCUCUUCAUCGAAAAACUUGGUGAAAAGAGAGAAAGAAAAAAAAAAGAUACCCUUCAAUUAUUCGCCGCUGGAUAAUGUCCUUCCGCAAUAUAUUUACGACAGCUGCAAUAUCGCGAUAUCGUCCCACACAGUUCCUGCUUGCACUUACAACCCGGUUCACACUCACAGUAGGAAGCGAUCGGAUCUUACAGCGGAGAUUGCCGUCGGUAUUGCCUUUCAAAAGCUAUGUGAUUAUAGAAUAAUAUAUAUCGUUCAGUGCUAUGUAAGGUCAGUUCUUAAUCCGCGCGUUUCGCAACGAGACAUUCUAUUCAGAUCGAAUUUUUCGCUACGCUCAGUAUCGUUUAUAUUUCUCAUAGAAUUUCUAUAAUGUUAAUUUUAUCGAUAACUGUUAGUAACGCUUAUUGUUACUGAUGAAUAUUUGUAUAGAGCCUUCUGUACGCUGUGCGUUUCGAGCGGCUAUUUUUAGAGUUACUUUCCUUGACAGCCAUAAAAUCCCAUUAAAAAAAAACGAGGGAAACGAAAAUGCUCGAGCAGCGAUCUUGGAUUGUACUUGAACCGAGAGUAAACGUGAAUCGACGAGCUGUUUGAAAAUUCUCGAGAAUCUUCUUAAAAAUACAAAAAAGUCAUUGAAUGAUUUUGAGGACGAUGGAAAAUUUCAGAGACUUGUGUCGUUCAUUAACGAUACCGCAGGUAUCGCCAUUACAGGAGGAAAGCUCUGAGUUAACUCUGUGUUCGUCGUUGCACGUAUUUACCGUCGUCACUGCCGUUACGUGUCUCCGAAACAAAGCGUACCAUCAUUUACUGCACCAAUAUGUUCUAAAUACACAAACAAACAGCGGAGGAAGAGAUAUAUAAAAAUUAGGGAUUGACGUUUGUUAAAUUGUUCAACGGCAUUCAACGCGGUUUACUUUGUGCUCGGUGAUACAUUGCCGGAGUUAAUUUUUGCAUCCAUCCUUGCACGAGUGUAAUAAUAUUACAUAUAGUGAUUCCGAGAUCGAUGUGUUUUCUGUUAUAGGAUUUUUCUUAACGAUCCGAGAAGUAUAGAUCCAACCGGUUGCUUUGUCCGAUUUACUCGCGAGCUGGUAAAUGCGAAUAUAGUUAUAGUCUUAAUACUUGUUUAGAAAAACAUACGUUACAUUGUAUAAUUCACAAAGAACAAUUGCGUUAUUAUCUCUGCGUGCGGAAUUCAAUCGUCGAAGAUUCUAUCGCAAGCGUGCAUUAAUGCGAAUUAAUCGUACUAAACGUACCUGUGUUUAAAUAUGCUGUAUUACGUAGAAAAAAAAGUAUUCUUUUCCACUUUUCCUUUUCAAGCAGAAUGCCCUUAAGAAAUUGUUACAUAACUCAUUUUUUACGCGAGCGGGAUUAGGUGUCUCGAAUAAUCCUCUCUGUUCUUUUGGCUCAUUUAUUGGUAUGCAUGGUAUUUUUUUUAGGAUAAUAUUGUGCCGAUUAUAUUUUCACAAGCGUAUUAUUUAUUUUUAUUCUGCGUGUUUAAACGAAUGUUUUAGUGUGUAUUGGAAAUAAUGAGUCUUGCGAAGUAGGAAAAGGGUUGUAACAUUUAAGUUUUAGGGGAAGGUAAUUUGGUGAUAUCGCUCGAAAAUUUCUAUACGUAAACCUUAUAUUUUUGUAUAACUUAUCGCGUCAAACGUGCUUAUGUUAUAAUAAAGGCUCCAUAAAAAAGCGGAUCGAUAUAAUAAUAUACGAGUAAAAAAAACUUAAUCUCUGCUAAGUAGCGCUCCACCAUAAAGAUGAAAUCGACGUUGAAAACAUUGUUGUGCCACAGCUUGUUUCUUACGUCUUUAAUGGAUCAUAGAUUAUUGUGAAUGUUUUUUAGCCAAUAAAUAAAUAGAUCAAGCAA